UGUCGAUGAGUCUUAUCGAGCGCUGAUAGAGAGCGGAGCUGCGGCCAGACCGGUUUUGGCCGGCCGUCUGUCUGCUCCGGGAAGGUCACACGACGAGAAACGGCCUCUGCUUCCCCUCUGCAAAGACCUGGAAGCUCCCGCGGUGAAGAAAACGCCCGCUCAGCCUUCAUGGUGCACAAAGUGGAUGCAUCGUCUCCGCUGCGGCGCUGCGGGAGCUGUGAGUGGUUGUCCUCGGUUCUUUCUUUAUCGAUUACAAUGCCAAGACUGGAAGAAUUCCGCUCGCGCUUUCUUCCCCAGUGCAUGGACGCGUGUAAGAAAAUAAUGAAACACCAAAACUUGUAAACAUGGCAGAGAAACGCGCACAUGACGGCGGCUCAGCCGGACCUGUCAAGAAGCAGAAGAAGGGGUUUCAAAUUGGCCCGGCCAACUUGCCUGACGGCACCCAUAGGCGCAAAGUGAAGAAGAUCAAGGAGAACAUCAUCUAUAAGGCCAAGCUCAAGAAGCAGUAUGCAAAGAUUAAAGCACGAGAGGACGAGGCAGAAGAAGCGCCGCGCAAAUCUGUCUACGACCGUGAAGCUGAAGCCAACGCCGACCAUGACGAGCCCACCGAGCCUGUACCAGAACCGACGCUCGAACCCCAUCCCGACCGAGUGAAGAUGCUCGAAGAGCCUGAGAAGGUAAUCCCAGUAUCAUCUUUCGAUCGGCGACAAAGGCGGCCGCGGUCGCAGCCCUUCCAAAAGGAAGCUGAUAUUGCGCGCGGGAAGAAAGAGGAGGCCGAGGCACGGCAGAAGGCGAGGGAAGACGCAGACAGGGAGCGCGCCAAGAAGAUCGCUGAGCGAGAGCGCUUCAGGAAGGCCAUGGCGAAGGCCAGAGGAGGUCCUAACGGGCAGAGGAAGCUGGGGCGUGAGAGCAAGGUGCUUCUGGAAAAGGCCCAGAGGCUCAUGGGCAAGCCUUGAGGAUCGAAAUCAAGCGCGGCAAAACGCGUAAAUCCAGCAUCGAGCAACGUAUGGAUGAAUGCGCAGCUGAGCGAAAGACCAACACACGCAGCAUAUACGGUUGCACGGAAGCUUCGCGCCCCGUUCCCCGCCUUGUGAGAUGAGGAUGAAGCUUGUGUACACUUU
This is a messenger RNA of Macroventuria anomochaeta, 1121 nucleotides long. RefSeq lists its product as uncharacterized. Bases 345 to 956 code for a protein of 203 amino acids. The record is from RefSeq and is a predicted model, not a curated record. Lineage: Eukaryota; Fungi; Ascomycota; Dothideomycetes; Pleosporales; Didymellaceae. The transcript has 2 exons.